ACCGCGUUUCCGGUCGUGCCCGGUGCGGAGCGGGAGGAGCCGGGCCGGGGAGGCGGCGGGCAGGAUGUCGCGCCAGGCCGGCCGCGGCACCGAGAGCAAGAAAAUGUAUUGGUAUUUACCAUUCAUUUCACCUUCCGCCUCUAUGCAUCUCAUGAACUCGGAGCUCUUCACGCUGACGUACGGCGCGCUGGUCACCCAGCUGUGCAAGGACUACGAGAAUGAUGAGGACGUCAACAAGCAGCUCGACAAAAUGGGUUACAACAUUGGCGUUCGGCUCAUAGAAGACUUCCUGGCCCGGUCCAACGUUGGAAGAUGCCAUGAUUUCCGUGAAACCGCAGAUGUUAUUGCAAAGAUAGCGUUUAAAAUGUACCUGGGCAUCACUCCAAGCAUCACCAACUGGAGUCCUGGAGGCGAUGAGUUCUCCCUGAUCUUGGAAAAUAACCCCUUGGUGGACUUUGUGGAGCUGCCUGACAACCACUCGUCUCUCAUUUAUUCCAACCUGCUGUGUGGAGUGCUGCGGGGCGCCCUGGAAAUGGUGAGCCAGCAUCGCUCUUCCACUUGGAUAGAUUGAUGGAUAACCAAGGUUCAGAUGGCUGUGGAUGUAAAAUUUGUCCAGGACACGCUGAAGGGUGACAGCGUCACAGAAAUAAGAAUGAAGUUCAUCAGGCGGAUUGAAGACAAUCUUCCAGCUGGUGAAGAGUGAAGCGCAGCCCGGCCUGCCCUUGGGGCCGGAGGGGACCAGCUGGUUUUUGCCAUUAGCUUUUGUCACGGAUCUGUAGGGAUAUAGUGCUUUCGUCGCAGAUCUGUACAGAUCUGGUGCCCCUGUACAUUCGGACUGACUCACUGACUGUUUAAGAUGUUCUUAUAUUCUUCUACUGUUCCUUCCCAUCUUGCAUAGAAGACAAUUGUCUGGUUGCUGUUUAUUUCACAGGUUCAUUCUGAAGCUUUUUCAUAGGAUGAUGUUGUUUUCGUAUUCCCUUGGGGACUCUUUGUACACUCAAUUUCUAAUUGUGAUGUUGGGUUGUGCGCGAACUACUGCUCGGACUCGAGAAGAGCUCCGGUCUCUUUAAAUAUGAAUCCAUGUUUUAUUACCAGAAUUGGAACCCAAGCUGUGAGAGCCCACAUAUUUCCUGUUAAAAGAGGGGUUUAAAAUUCACUCGGAGAUAAGCACGUAGUAUUUCUGUAGACCAAACUGUAGACCAUUUGAUGCUGAAAUUAUCAGUAAACCACAAGCUUGAUCCAAAAGGGUGUUUGGAAAAGCUCUUGAGUGCCGGCACCUGGGUGAGGAGGCUCCUUUUAUCGGAAAGCAGUGGCCUCGCACAGUGCCAGCAGGUUCAGGAGGUCCCGUGGGCUGCACCUUUCUGCAGUUUCUCUCCCCAGCAGCUUCUCAACUCCCCUCAUUGAAGGGAGAACCGGUACAGUGGAGCAGCAGUGAAUAUCCUAAAUGGAGAAAAGGAAAGCGUGGCUAAAAUGCAAUGUGUACGGCCCAGGGGCCACAGGGUGAGUCCACCGAACGCAAGCCAGAGCUCAGACAAACACCUGGGAGGCAUUAGACUCGUUGCAGCAAGUAGCAUGUUCUCCUGUUACGGCAGACAAACACUGCGCAGUGUGAAGGUGGUGCUGGGGGUAUUUGCACAGAUGUUAAGGCUGCAGCGGAAUUUCCCGUGUUGCUCGAAUUGGCACGCUUCGGCCGCCUGUGGCACCUGCUGUGCUGGAGCUGAGAAAGCAAGAUAGUGGAAAAUCAACUUCCUCUGCUGUCCUGUUCAGCCAGAAAAUGCAGUCAGGUGUUGGGUUCUCGAGUCACUUUACAUAGCAUGAAGGCACCGAUCCACGGAGAACCAGGAGCUUAAAGUCGAUGGCUCUUACUCCUUCCCACAGGAACCAGCAGCUCCUAUACCUCUGUAGGUUUAUGCCUGAGUGUAAGGUGAGAGAGAAAGCUGCCGCUUGUUCUCAUUCUCCAGAUGAACGUUGGGUCAUCUGGACUCCGAAUGGCUCACCCGGUCCCUUCUUUUCCCCAACUGAGGCCCUUUGGUGGGAGAGUUUGGGUGUCUGGUGUGAUUUCUGCCCAGUGGAGCGGCAGUGAGCUGCGGUAAAAGGCAACCGGAGAGCGAUAUCGAGGAACAGCAGAGAGUGGGGAUUUUGGAGGCAGAGGUGCCACACAGUCAUGUUGCAGAGGUGAAAAAGCCCCAUCGUUUCUCAUCCUUGACCACGAUAAGUCAUUUCAAGGCUGCCAAUUGCAUUAAAAGAAUC
This is a messenger RNA of Cuculus canorus (common cuckoo), 2250 nucleotides long. RefSeq names its product trafficking protein particle complex subunit 3 (gene TRAPPC3). NCBI's taxonomy places the organism in Eukaryota, Metazoa, Chordata, Aves, Cuculiformes, Cuculidae. Gene Ontology annotation, cellular component: cytosol; cis-Golgi network membrane; TRAPP complex. Gene Ontology annotation, biological process: endoplasmic reticulum to Golgi vesicle-mediated transport; intra-Golgi vesicle-mediated transport. The transcript has 6 exons. Bases 65 to 571 code for a protein of 168 amino acids. The record is from RefSeq and is a predicted model, not a curated record.